Messenger RNA from Penicillium taxi, 558 nucleotides. RefSeq names its product ankyrin repeat domain-containing protein. The transcript is spliced from 2 exons. NCBI's taxonomy places the organism in Eukaryota, Fungi, Ascomycota, Eurotiomycetes, Eurotiales, Aspergillaceae. The coding region runs from base 1 to 558 and encodes 185 amino acids. Gene Ontology annotation, molecular function: protein binding. The record is from RefSeq and is a predicted model, not a curated record.
AUGAUGAUCAGAUCAUGGUGCCCAUUAUCCAAGUCUGAGGGUAAUUACAGCAACGCUCUCCAGGCCGUGUCGUCCAAAGGCCAUCAAGAGAUUUUCAAGCUUUUCUUAGACAACGGAACGGAGGUGAAUGCACAGGGCGGCCACUACGGCAACGCUCUCCAGGCUGCGUCGUUCAAAGGCCAUCAAGAGAUUUCCAAGCUUCUCUUAGACAAUAAAGCGGACGUGAAUGCACAGGGCGGCCACUACGGCAACGCUCUCCAGGCCGCCUCGUCGGAAGGUGAUCUCGAGAUUGUCAAGCUUCUCUUAGAGAGAGGAGCGGAUGUGAAUAUGCAGUGCGGCCACUUCGGCACCGCUCUCCAGGCCGCCUUGUUACAAGGCCAUCUCGAGAUUGUCAAGCUUUUCUUAGACAACCGAGCGGACGUGAAUGCACAGGGCGGCGAGUUCGGCAACGCUCUCCAGGCCGCGUCGUUCAAAGGCUACCAAGAGAUUAUUAGACUGUUCUUGGACCACGGAGCGGCUUUCAACCCGUAUAGCGACAAAUUUGUCAAUGCCCUUUGA